CCAACGCCAAACGCCUCACCACCUCGACAAUCAACCUCUCCAACCACUGUCAUCAUGGGCCGUCUUCAUUCUAAUGGAAAGGGCAUAUCAGCCUCUGCUAUUCCAUACUCUCGCACACCUCCCUCUUGGUUGAAGACCACCCCGGAGCAAGUUGUUGACCAGAUCUGCAAGCUCGCAAAGAAGGGUGCCACUCCAUCGCAAAUUGGUGUCGUCCUCCGUGACUCCCACGGUAUCGCCCAAGUCAAGGUUGUCACCGGAAACAAGAUCCUCAGAAUCCUCAAAUCAAACGGCCUCGCCCCAGAGAUUCCAGAGGACUUGUACAUGUUGAUCAAGAAGGCCGUCGCUGUCCGUAAGCAUCUUGAGCGCAAUCGCAAGGACAAGGAUUCCAAAUUCCGUCUCAUUCUCAUCGAGUCCCGUAUCCACCGUCUCUCCCGUUACUACAAGACUGUCGGUGUUCUGCCACCAACCUGGAGAUACGAGAGCGCGACCGCCAGCACCAUGGUCUCAUAGAUGUGGAAAAUGGUCGGGGUUUUGACAUUUGGCAUGGAGUUUGGGGUGUGGACAAUUGCAUCAAGGGCUGAUCCAUCGUCAGUGGCUCAAGGGCAUAGAUUCAUAUGAAGAAUCAGAUCUCAAACACAC
This is a messenger RNA of Cadophora gregata, 639 nucleotides long. RefSeq names its product ribosomal 40S subunit protein S13 (gene RPS13). NCBI's taxonomy places the organism in Eukaryota, Fungi, Ascomycota, Leotiomycetes, Helotiales, Ploettnerulaceae. Gene Ontology annotation, molecular function: small ribosomal subunit rRNA binding; structural constituent of ribosome. The record is from RefSeq and is a predicted model, not a curated record. Bases 55 to 510 code for a protein of 151 amino acids. Gene Ontology annotation, cellular component: ribosome; cytosolic small ribosomal subunit; nucleolus. Gene Ontology annotation, biological process: translation. The transcript is spliced from 4 exons.